Trichechus manatus latirostris (Florida manatee) is the source of this 584-nucleotide messenger RNA. It is a transcript of the gene RAB26, whose product is annotated as RAB26, member RAS oncogene family. Bases 12 to 584 code for a protein of 190 amino acids. The record is from RefSeq and is a predicted model, not a curated record. Gene Ontology annotation, molecular function: GTP binding; GTPase activity. Gene Ontology annotation, biological process: regulation of exocytosis. The transcript is spliced from 8 exons. NCBI's taxonomy places the organism in Eukaryota, Metazoa, Chordata, Mammalia, Sirenia, Trichechidae.
CGCCCUAGGUGAUGCUAGUGGGUGACUCGGGCGUGGGGAAGACCUGCCUCCUGGUGCGCUUCAAGGACGGGGCCUUCCUGGCAGGGACCUUCAUCUCCACAGUGGGCAUUGACUUCCGGAACAAAGUUCUGGAUGUGGAUGGCAUGAAGGUAAAGCUCCAGAUCUGGGACACGGCUGGCCAGGAGCGGUUCCGCAGUGUCACCCAUGCCUACUACCGCGACGCUCAUGCACUGCUACUGCUCUACGAUGUCUCCAACAAGGCUUCCUUUGACAACAUCCAGGCCUGGCUGAGCGAGAUCCAGGAGCACGCCCACCGCGACGUGGUGCUCAUGCUGCUGGGGAAUAAGGUGGACUCUACCCAGGAGCGUGAGGUGAAGAGGGAGGACGGGGAGAAGCUAGCCAAGGAGUAUGGACUGCCCUUCAUGGAGACCAGCGCAAAGACAGGCCUAAACGUGGACCUGGCCUUCACGGCCAUAGCAAAGGAGCUGAAGCAGCGCUCCACGAUGGUCCCCAGUGAGCCCCGCUUCCAGCUGCACGACUACGUGAAGAAGGAGGGCCGCGGGGGCUCCUGCUGCCGGCCCUGA